Pectinophora gossypiella (pink bollworm) is the source of this 2153-nucleotide messenger RNA. RefSeq names its product cytochrome P450 4g15 (gene Cyp4g15). The transcript is spliced from 8 exons. The record is from RefSeq and is a predicted model, not a curated record. Lineage: Eukaryota; Metazoa; Arthropoda; Insecta; Lepidoptera; Gelechiidae. Gene Ontology annotation, molecular function: heme binding; monooxygenase activity; oxidoreductase activity, acting on paired donors, with incorporation or reduction of molecular oxygen. The coding region runs from base 151 to 1827 and encodes 558 amino acids.
GCGGCUGCGCCGGAGUAUCGUAAAUAGUUGCCACUGAGACACAACGGUGUCCUUUGGGGAAAAGCACUACAUAGACAUAAUAUAUUGUGUUAGUUGGUGUCCGCCCAAAGAGCCAAGUGUUCUAUUAAAGAAUAAACAAAUCUCAACAAAAUGAGUAUCACAGCAGCAGAGAAUGUUGCUGCGAGCAGCACGUGGGCUGCCACCAGCAUGUUCUACAUGCUCCUGGUACCAGCUAUGAUCCUCUGGUAUACCUACUGGAGGAUGUCCAGGCGUCACAUGUACGAACUGGCUGACAAACUCAUAGGACCCAAAGGCCUGCCUUUGAUUGGAAACGCUCUGGAGUUCACCGGUGGCUCUUCUGAUAUCUUCAAGAACCUGGUGACCAAGAGCACCGAGUUCGACCACGAAUCCGUUGUCAAGAUCUGGAUCGGCCCCAGACUGUUGGUGUUCUUGUACGAGCCCCGUGAUGUCGAGCUCAUCCUCAGCAGCCACGUUCACAUCGACAAGGCCGAAGACUACAGAUUCUUCAAGCCCUGGCUUGGAGAUGGUCUUCUCAUCAGUACCGGCCAGAAAUGGCGCUCUCACCGCAAGCUGAUCGCUCCUACCUUCCACUUGAACGUGCUGAAGAGUUUCAUUGACCUGUUCAAUGCUAACUCCAGAGCCGUUGUUGAUAAGCUGAAGAAGGAGAGCGGAGCGUUCGAUUGCCACGACUAUAUGAGCGAGUGCACUGUUGAGAUCCUGCUGGAGACCGCUAUGGGAGUCAGCAAAAGCACCCAAGACCAGAGUGGAUUUGAAUACGCCAUGGCUGUGAUGAAGAUGUGCGACAUUCUCCACUUGAGACACACCAAGAUCUGGAUGAGACCCGACAUCCUGUUCAACCUUACCGAGUACGCCAAGAACCAGAACAAACUUCUUGACAUCAUCCAUGGACUGACGAAGAAGGUCAUCAAGAGGAAGAAGGAAGAAUUCAAAUCUGGCAAGAAACCCUCCAUCCUAACUGAGACUACUGAAUCUACCUCUGCCGAACCAGGCAAGGUCACAUCUGUUGAGGGUCUGUCCUUCGGUCAGGCCGCCGGACUUAAGGACGACUUGGAUGUUGACGACAACGAUGUUGGACAGAAGAAGCGUCUUGCUUUCCUCGACCUGCUUCUUGAGAGCUCUCAGAGCGGAGUAGCCAUCACCGAUGAGGAAAUCAAAGAACAAGUAGACACUAUCAUGUUUGAGGGUCACGACACCACAGCUGCUGGCAGCAGUUUCUUCCUAUCCAUGAUGGGUAUCCACCAGGACAUCCAAGACAAAGUCAUUGAGGAGAUCGACCAGAUCUUCGGCGACUCAGAUCGCCCCGCCACAUUCCAAGACACUCUCGAGAUGAAAUACCUCGAAAGGUGCCUCAUGGAGACCCUUAGGAUGUUCCCUCCGGUGCCUAUCAUCGCUCGUCACUUGAAACAAGAUAUUACUCUGCCAUCAAACGGCAAGCAGGUGCCAGCUGGUACUACCGUUGUCAUCACCACGUACAAACUGCACCGUCGCCCCGAUGUGUACCCCAACCCGGACAAAUUCGACCCCGACAACUUCCUGCCCGAGCGCUCUGCUAACCGCCACUACUACGCUUUCGUGCCAUUCUCAGCUGGCCCCAGGAGUUGCGUAGGCCGCAAAUACGCUAUGCUGAAGCUCAAGAUCAUCCUGUCUACCAUUUUGAGAAACUUCCGCGUCCAAUCCGACCUCAAGGAGAAGGACUUCCAGCUGCAGGCUGAUAUCAUUCUCAAGCGCGCUGAAGGCUUCAAGGUCCGUCUGGAACCCCGCAAGAGGGUGGCCAAGGCCUGCUAACUACCCUACCUAACGACUAAUUAUACAUUUUAGUACCUUAUCUGUAACUGUAACUAUGUGCACAUGUUUACAUGUCUUAAGUUAUUAGCGCUUGUGAUACCAGUACUGACUAAAUUAUUGUUAUUAUUAUUGUUAAGUAUUGAUGACAUAACGGUGGUAGAACUCAGAAUACACGGGAUUGAUCAUGGUGCAAGGAUUGCAGUUUUCGCUCAACCAUGUUGAAUUAAUUGUACUUGGUAAUUGAUGAUUGUAAAUAGUAAAUUAUAUUCUUUGUAUGAAUACGAUGAAUAUGAUAAACCAAUAAAAUAUUGUCAGAAUUAAUAAAA